This is a messenger RNA of Pistacia vera, 1853 nucleotides long. RefSeq lists its product as uncharacterized. The record is from RefSeq and is a predicted model, not a curated record. Bases 281 to 1531 code for a protein of 416 amino acids. Lineage: Eukaryota; Viridiplantae; Streptophyta; Magnoliopsida; Sapindales; Anacardiaceae. The transcript has 4 exons.
ACUCUUCGCCAGAGAAGCCGGGACAACAAAUCUAGUAAAAUCCCAAAAACAAAACUCGAUAAUUUUUGGCAACAACAAAAAAUCCAGAGUUGUCGAAAAUGUGUUUCCAUAAUACAAAAGAAUUUUACAGUCCACUUACCAUGUCAACUCACCACUGAGAAAACACCACUACCCAGAAGGUGUUUGUUUGUUACAGUUGCUGCUAGAAUGGUGUAGAAAGGGGGGAAACCAUAGAAGAUCCUGAGCAAAAGGCAAGAUACUAUUGCUGUAAAUACUGAAAAUGGACCAAGAUAAUCAAGGGACUAAUCCUGGCACCUCAGCAAACUUUCCCAUAAAGCGUAAACGUGGUCGUCCUAGAAAGCUUCCUAGACUUAAUCAUGGGGAGAAUGCUGUUAGAAGGGAUCAGAAUUUAAAUCGGAGGGAGAAUGCUCAUAAACCUCCUGGAUUUGAAAGUGUGAAUGGUAAUCAUUCCCAUCAAGUAGAUUCAAAUAAUGAUACUAAUGAUGUAAUGGUGGGUCAAGUAGUUCAUGGUGUUAUUGAGGCAGCUUUUGAUGCUGGAUAUCUGCUCACUGUUAAGGUUGGCAACACUGAAACCACUUUGAGGGGUGUUGUUUUCAAGCCUGGACACUAUGUUCCUGUUUCAGCAGACAACGAUGUGGCUCCCAAUGUACAAAUGGUCAGAAGAAAUCAGAUUCCCUUCCCAGCAGAUAAUCACAAUCAUGCCCGUGGCUCUAACCCUCGAUCCAGGGAGAGGAGUGAGCAGCAUGUCAAUUCUUAUAGAAGUGGAACUACCAAUUUGGGGGCCUCAAAAAGCAAACAGACAACUUCAGCGGUGGUCCAAACUUCUCAACCAGUGAUCCCAAGGAAUAACAUAGCACCUGUUGUCCUCCAGUGUGUUAAUUUGUCAAAUGGGGGAGGGUUUGCCAGCCAGCCAACUUCAGUUGCAACCCAAGCUCCUUGUCCAGAAUUCUUUAAAGGCAAACAGGUGAUGGAAACUGUGCAUCUAUCAAAUGGAUCAAUACCUUCCAACCAGGUGCAGACAGCUGGAAGUCAGCCUGUUCAAGUUCAAAAUAACUUCCAGGGGGUGCUAAAUCAGCCCACUGUAGAAGUACUGCACGAGGCAGAAACCAAAUCGAUGAAAAUGCCUGGCUUGCCUUUUGAAAAACUGGUAGAAGUCAUUCAGCGAAUUCAAGCACCUUCACAGUCAGCAGAGACUCAAACUGGGGAUGUGAAAGAUGAAACUGGUAACACAGACCAGGCUCUCUCUAUUGAACCCCUGCAAGCUGUACAGCCUAGUCCUACUGUUCAGUCAGCAUUUCUUUCUAAACCUUUUGAGAACUUCAGAACUGGCAAAAUGACUGAGCUGUUGCGGGCUGUGCAGGAAAACAUGAUGGAGAACCAAGUGCAUCAAGCUGAGGAGCGUACCACAGGUUCUGAACUGAAUUUAGAUAAUCUCAAGAGUCCUGAAGCUGAAAUUGGAGAGAAAGAAAAUGUUCAUUCCAAGAAAGAUUCUGGGACUCCGAGUGUCUGAUUUAGCCGGUCUCGCCUGAAGCCCUUAACUAACAACCUUGUCCUGGCAUUUUCUGUUUUACCUCACAUGAAGUUCCAGACCAUGGAAUCUACUGAUUCUAUGUAAGAUUUGUGCAUCUUAAAAUAGGUAGGGAAUUCUCUGUAGAAAGUUACGAUCUCAUUAUUGUUGAAGACCACAGAGGAUCCAUCUUCAGUUGAACCUAAUAUUUGUGCUUUUUAGUUCAUGAUCUUAAGAUAAAAUUUAGCAUUGUGUAAAACUUUGACCAUAAUUACACAGGGUUAUGUUCUUAAUUUUGGCAUCUAGGUGUAUGUCUUUAAGAUUC